This is a messenger RNA of Peronospora matthiolae, 813 nucleotides long. NCBI's taxonomy places the organism in Eukaryota, Oomycota, Peronosporomycetes, Peronosporales, Peronosporaceae. The record is from the annotation of a GenBank genome assembly.
AUGCGGGACACAGGAGGCAAGACAGGGGGCAAACUCGGCGGCGGCGGCGCUGCUGCUGGCGGCAAAGCACGCAAGAAACGAGAGAAGGGCGGGACGCGCAAGUUUGUGACGUCGCUCGAGGAAAUGACGCUGCGGGACGAGCAGGAAGAGCAGAAACAGAGCGUGCGUAAGGCUCGUCGGGACGAUGGCGGGGACGGCAGCGACGACUCGGAGGAGGAGAGCGGCGACUCGGACGAGGAAGAAGACGAGAAGCUCGUGGCGUUUGAGCGCGUGCAGAGCAACUCACUGUUUGGGUUUUCCACCAAAGCAGACGGUCCUGUCAUGCCGCAGCAGGAGAAGAAAGUAGGGUUUGCUGCUAUUGCUAAGAAGCAGAACCCGAAUAGUAGUAAACCCAGCAGCAAGGUCAUGAAGGCCAAGGACAUGGACGCAACUUCGGCUCCUCAGCAGUUGAGUCGACGGGAACGGGAAGCUAUUGAGAAGGAGCGGGCGGAAGCGUAUUAUUUAAAAAAGCACUUGGCUGGAGAGACGGACGAAGCGAAGAAAGACUUGGCGCGAUUGGCAGAGGUCAAGCGCCGUCGGGAGGAGGCCGAGCAGCGCAAGCAGGACGAGGAGGCUGCUGCUGCGGAACGCUCGAAAGGCAAGAAGACAGUGCAAGUCCAGGACAACGAUGAGCCUCUGGAUGCGCGCGCGAUCAAGGCACUCAAGCCGGCGGCGCUCAAGGAGAAACUGAAAGAGCGCGAUCUUUCGACGCAAGGACAGAAGAAAGAGCUCGUCCAGCGUCUACUCGACUAUGAGAAUGAGCGGGCUAUCUAG